Eruca vesicaria subsp. sativa (arugula) is the source of this 1064-nucleotide messenger RNA. The record is from the annotation of a GenBank genome assembly. Lineage: Eukaryota; Viridiplantae; Streptophyta; Magnoliopsida; Brassicales; Brassicaceae.
UUACAAGCUAUGAUGAAAUCUUCUUCUAUCUUCUUCUUCGUCUCCACAUGGCCAUUCUACUUCACUGCCUCCGCUCUCUUCAUCCACCAAACCUCAAGCACCAUAACCCUAACAGACCCAAGACUCUUUCUGCAUCUCUUGAAGUCCCCACCUUUCGGAGAGAUGUGGUGCUUAGGACAGCAUCUCUCUGUUUCGUCUCCUUCGUCUUUCAGAACCCACUUCUGGAGUCUUUAGCUGAGCCUUCGAAGUCUCCCAAACCGGCUAGACUCGCCAUUGCCAAUACAAACUCUUGGUUCCAGUACUUUGGCGAUGGUUUCUCAAUCAGGAUUCCACCUCAGUUUGUUGACUUCACUGAGCCUGAGGAUUACUCUGCAGGGUUGUCUCUCUAUGGGGACAAGGCAAAGCCAAAGACUUUUGCUGCCCGUUUUGCAUCUCCUGAUGGAUCAGAAGUUGUGAGCGUGGUCAUCCGCCCUUCAAAUUCCCUUAAGAUCACUUUCUUAGAGGCUAAAGAUAUAUCUGAGUUGGGAUCAUUGAAGGAAGCUGCAAGAAUCUUUGUUCCAGGUGCGGCAACGAUUUACUCGGCUCGUACAAUCAAGGUCAAGGAAGACGAAGGUUUCAGAAAUUACUACCUGUACGAGUUUGGGAGAGAUGAAGAACGUAUUGCUCUAGUAGCAGCGGUGAACAGGGGGAGGGUUUUUAUAGCUGGAGCAGCUGCACCGGAAUCCAAAUGGAAAGAAGAUGAGUUGAAGCUUCGAUCUGCUGCCAUUUCUCUGACGGUCCAAUAAUUAACAAGCAACGUGAAACGCUCUUGGAGUUCAACCCAGAAAUGUAUAAUUGAAGAGGAUAAAUUGGCAUUGUUUUUGAACACUUUUGAGUCAUUCAAGUUCUGUUUUUUUGCCUUUGGUGAUGUGAUGUUCGUUAUUGUAAUGCAUAAGAAGUCAAUAUUCUUUUGAAUGAGGAGUUUAUAUUGUUCUUGUAGCGUCCAAGAACGCUAUUUUUGCUUAUUGUUCUAGGCGUUCCCAUACAAGAGGUUUGGUCAUCAAUAUUUUAAUGUGUUUUCUGCG